Messenger RNA from Benincasa hispida (wax gourd), 1072 nucleotides. RefSeq names its product 18.1 kDa class I heat shock protein-like. The record is from RefSeq and is a predicted model, not a curated record. Lineage: Eukaryota; Viridiplantae; Streptophyta; Magnoliopsida; Cucurbitales; Cucurbitaceae.
GCUGUUGACCCAAUAAGGAUGCGGACAGGCCAAAUUCCAAUCCCAUCCAAAUUUCAUUGGGCUGCCCAAUUACAUAAAUUCCGAAGCUUUAAUAGAAGGUGCGAAGUGGAACUCACCAGAAGCUCCUCGAUGAUGCUCGGUUCAGUUAUGAACGAAUCAUCGAAUACAAAAGAAGCCAUCUUCAUUGCCCACGCAGAGGUAAAAGAAGGUAGAAGAAGGUGGUGGAAGGAUGAAGAACAACACUGCCAGCAAUUACCCAUUAUAGAAACCCAAAGAACAUCCUCGAAACUCCUCAUCACCAAUCCAUUUCUCCCUAUAUAAACUCUCCAUCCCCCAUAAACUCCACAACAACAGAGAACUCUCAAAUUAAUUACCCAUCGAAAACUUACAGCGCAUCCCACAAUCUCUCAGACAUUUCAUCGAACACAAAGCGCGCAUCAUCUCAUACUCUGCUCAUCAAUCAAACCUAACUCAAAAUGUCUCUAAUUCCUAGUCUGUUUGGCAACAGGGGCGUCUUCGACCCCUUCUUGUCGGAUCUCUGGGCACCGGCCAGCGUCGGCGAAGUGUCCUCAUUCGCUAACACGCAGAUCGAUUGGAAGGAGACCCCAGAGGCCCAUAUUUUCAAGGCCGAUCUGCCGGGGUUGAAGAAGGAGGAGGUGAAAGUGGAGGUGGAGGACGGCGGUGUGCUUCAGAUCAGCGGCGAGAGGGGGGUGGAGAAGGAGGAGAAGAACGAGAAGUGGCACCGUGUUGAGAGGGGGAAAGGGAAGUUCCUGAGGAGAUUCAGGUUGCCGCAUAAUGCUAAAGUGGAUGAGGUGAAGGCGGGGAUGGAGAAUGGGGUUCUGACGGUCACUGUCACGAAGGUGCCGGAGAAGAAGCCGGCGAUCAAAUCGGUUGAAAUAUCGGGCUGAAGAGAUGAAAGUGGACUUGAUCAUUGGUGGUGUUGCCACUUGUUUGUUUGGUUGAUGUGUAAUGAAUGGAGUUAGUUGAAUAAAUCUGUGGAAAAAUGUGUUCAAAUUUCGCAAAUGAAUAUGUGAAUCUGAAGUUUCAGUGUUGAUUUAUUACACUACUAUAA